Messenger RNA from Lipotes vexillifer (Yangtze River dolphin), 468 nucleotides. RefSeq names its product uroporphyrinogen decarboxylase-like. The annotation marks the transcript as partial. Gene Ontology annotation, biological process: heme biosynthetic process. Gene Ontology annotation, molecular function: uroporphyrinogen decarboxylase activity. Lineage: Eukaryota; Metazoa; Chordata; Mammalia; Artiodactyla; Lipotidae. The transcript is spliced from 4 exons. The record is from RefSeq and is a predicted model, not a curated record. Gene Ontology annotation, cellular component: cytosol.
GCGUUGCAGCUCUUUGAGUCCCAUGCAGGGCAUCUUGGCCCACAACUCUUCAGUAAGUUUGCACUGCCCUACAUCCGUGAUGUGGCCAAGCGAGUGAAAGCCGGGCUGCAGGAGGCAGGCCUGGCACCAGUGCCCAUGAUCAUCUUUGCUAAGGACGGACAUUUUGCCCUGGAGGAGCUGGCCCAGGCUGGCUACGAGGUAGUUGGGCUUGACUGGACAGUGGCCCCAGAGAAAGCCCGGGACUGCGUGGGAAAGACGGUGACCCUGCAGGGCAACCUGGACCCCUGUGCCUUAUAUGCAUCUGAGGAGGAGAUUGGGCAGUUGGUGCAGCAGAUGCUGAAUGACUUUGGGCCGCGGCGCUACAUUGCCAACCUGGGCCACGGACUUUACCCUGACAUGGACCCAGAACAUGUGGGAGCCUUUGUGGAUGCCGUGCACAAACACUCACGUCUGCUUCGACAGAAUUGA